Messenger RNA from Saprolegnia parasitica CBS 223.65, 1614 nucleotides. RefSeq lists its product as hypothetical. Lineage: Eukaryota; Oomycota; Saprolegniomycetes; Saprolegniales; Saprolegniaceae. The coding region runs from base 280 to 1614 and encodes 444 amino acids. The transcript has 15 exons. The record is from RefSeq and is a predicted model, not a curated record. Gene Ontology annotation, molecular function: protein binding.
GCGCGACGCACACCGCUGCACUACGCAGCACUGUACGGGCACGUGGCCGCGGCCACCGCGCUCCUGCAAGGCCGGACCGUCGUCGAGUACGCCUCGCUCUUUGGCCCGGCCGCAGACGCGCCGCUCGAAGGCAACGCCGACCCCAACACCACCACGAGUGACGGCGAGACGCCGCUGCAUUGGGCGGCCCGACACCCGUUCCCGAGCCUCGUGGCCUGUCUGCUGCAGUACAAGGCCAAUGUCCAUGUCCGCAACUCGAAGGGCAAGUCGGCGCUGGACAUGGCUGUCAAGCGCGGCUACACCGAUGUCGUCACCAUGCUGCUCGAGGCCAAGGCGAGCGUCCAGGAGGCCAACUGCGAUGGGUGGACGCCGCUGCAUGUUGCCACGUGCCACGGCUACACGCUCAUCGUGCGCCGCCUUCUCGACGCGGGGGCUGACGUCGAUGCAACGACCACCGCGGGCGACACGGCUCUGCACGUGGCGGCGCGGUAUGGCCACGACAGCAUCAUCGAAAUGCUGCUCGCGUGCGGCGCCAGCACGUACAUGUACAACCAUACAGGCAAGACGGCACUUGCGCUCGUGAAGGCCAACACACAAGGCGCCUUGCUGCUUGAAGCUGACAUGGUCGCGCUGGCCACCGAGGAUGCUCACAACCAGCAGCGGCACGACCAGCUGGUCUGCGCCGCGCGCAAUGGCGACGUACGCGAGACGGCAAAGCUCUUGGACGCGGGUGUCUGCCCCGACGACGCGACCAGCUCGACCACGGCGCUGCACUGGGCGGCGGCGAAGGGCCAUGCUCCGAUCGUCGAGAUGCUUUUGGAGGCCGGCGCCGACACGGACCCAGUGCAAGCCACGGACUUGUGGACGCCGUUGAUGCUGGCGGCCGCCCACGGCCACCUUGCGGUCGUGGAGAGCCUGCUGCGCCGCUACGCCAGCAUUUUUCUGACGGAUGCGGAGGGCAACACGGCGCUUCUGAUCGCAGCCACGCACGGUGCGACAGCGUGUGUCGAGCGCCUUCUGCAGGCGCAAGCCGACGUGUCGGCCACGAAUGAUGCUGGGGACACGGCGCUUCAUGUGGCCUCUCGCGGCGGCCACAGUGACGUGGUCCGCGUUCUGCUCGCCGCGCACGCUCCGCUGCAUGCCAUCAACCACGCCAAGGAGACGGCGCUGGUCCUUGCGCCGUCGCACAGCGACGUGGAAGCGAUCCUGGCCCCGCUUGUCCAGUCCCACGUUGGCCACCUCAUCGAGGCCGUCGAGACGGGCGAUGCUGCUUCCGUGCAAGCCUACCUGCAGGCCGGUCUGCCCGUGGAUCUGCGCAAUAAGGCUGGCCGAACGCUCCUGCUGCUGGCCAUCGAGAAAGGCCAGACGGCCAUCGUCGACGUCUUGGUGGCGGCCAAAGCCCCGGUCAACCAACGCGCCACCGACGGCACGUCGCCGCUGAGCUUGGCCGCCGGUCUUGGCGAAUACCGCGUCGCUGAGACCUUGCUGCAGGCGGGUGCAGACCCCAACACAACGCAUCGUGAGGGCCGUGCGCUGCUUCUCGUGGCGGCCAGCGACGGACAUGAAGCGCUCGUGCAGCUGCUCAUGAGCACGGCGCCACGUCCAUGCGGCUGA